AAAUAAGUCACCAACAAAAGUCCAAGAAAAAAAAGGCAAAAAAAGAGAAGCAAAAAAAGGCUACAGACCUUGUUAUUAGCCAGCCAGACUAAUCACUAAAAUAAUAAUCAUAAUAAUCAUAAUUGGAACAGCAUGGCUCUGGGUAACCUCUGAGUGGGCGGACGGACGGGCUUGGCUUCAAUGAGGCUUUCUGGCGGUCGGUCGCAGGCUGAAAUAAUUCUCCCGCUAACUCGCCGUUAUCAUUCUUCGUCUUCUUCGUCUUCUUCUUCUUCUUCUUCUUCUUCUUCUCUCUCUCUCUCUCCCCUCCUCCUCCACUCCUCCGUCGCUUCUCAUCUACGCCAUCUCGUCUCUCUCUGUUCACUCUGCUUGUCGGCCUCCAUUCUCUUUCUCGUAAUAACCAGUCCCUUUCCCAUCUAAUCCACCAUGGCCGACGACGCGCAGCAUGAACACACCUUCGAGAGCGCCGACGCCGGCGCUUCCACCACCUACCCGAUGCAGUGCUCGGCCCUGAGAAAGAACGGCUACGUCGUCAUCAAGGGCCGCCCCUGCAAGAUCGUUGAGAUGUCCACCUCCAAGACCGGCAAACACGGCCACGCCAAAGUCCACCUGGUCGCCAUCGAUAUCUUCACCUCCAAGAAGCUCGAGGAUCUCUGCCCGUCCACCCACAACAUGGAGGUCCCCAAUGUCUAUCGCAAGGAAUACCAGCUGCUCGACAUCACCGACGAUAACUUCCUGUCCCUCAUGUCCGACGACGGCUCUCUCAAGGACGACGUCAAGCUGCCUGAGGGUGAAGUUGGUGAGAAGAUCGAGAGGCUCUUCCGUACUGAGGAAAAGGAAACCAACGUCGUCGUCUUGACUGCCAUGGGCGAGGAGGUUGCCAUGGACGCCAAGGAAGCUCCCCGCUCUUAGAUCUAGCUUACAAUACAAAGUAGCUUAGUCUCUAAAUGUGUUCAUGUUUCCGUUUCCUUUUUUAACGUGUUGAUGUGUUUGUGUUUUUACUUUAUCUACUACUACAAGGCGUGUUUGAAAUUUGAAAUCCAAAAUUUCGUCCCCACAUGUUUCAUUUUUUUUACCUCUUUUUUUCAUUUUUUAUUUAUCUUUUCUGUUGGCACAUGGGAUAAAAAAAGAUAUGGACGAUGGCGGCCGGGAAAUGGGAAAGGAAGUAAGGGGCAAAAAAAAAAAAAAUAUAGCAGAAAAAGGAUAGCAGAGAAAAACUCACAUAGAGCUUUUUCCCAUAUCAUAUCUCUCUCAGCUUUUAUUGUUGGUUUUUGUGUUUUUUUUGUGUGUUUUUUUUUUUUUUUUUUUUUUUUUUUUUUUUUUUUUUUUUUUUUUUUUUUU
Messenger RNA from Blastomyces dermatitidis ER-3, 1338 nucleotides. RefSeq names its product eukaryotic translation initiation factor 5A-2. Gene Ontology annotation, biological process: positive regulation of translational elongation; positive regulation of translational termination. The record is from RefSeq and is a predicted model, not a curated record. Bases 424 to 909 code for a protein of 161 amino acids. The transcript has 4 exons. Lineage: Eukaryota; Fungi; Ascomycota; Eurotiomycetes; Onygenales; Ajellomycetaceae. Gene Ontology annotation, molecular function: translation elongation factor activity; ribosome binding; RNA binding.